Molecule: messenger RNA, 6039 nt
Organism: Struthio camelus australis
Lineage: Eukaryota; Metazoa; Chordata; Aves; Struthioniformes; Struthionidae
Source: RefSeq, a predicted model, not a curated record
CAGACCAGAACGGGGUCUUUUCGAUCCUGUGGAAGGCUUUGGCCGCUAACGGCAUGAACGUCGCUUUUGGAGCGCGGUGGCUUCUCAACUGUGUUUCUGGUACGUACCCAUGGUGGAAUACGUUGUGCACUGAAACGAAUGUACGUUAACAGUGUGCCAGAUCUCAACAUAUGCAAGAGAGAAAUUACAAUUAUGAAAGAGUUGUCCGGGCACAAGAAUAUUGUUGGCUAUUUGGAUUGUGCUGUUAAUUCUGUAAGCGAUAAUGUUUGGGAGGUACUCAUUCUCAUGGAAUACUGUAGAGCUGGGCAAGUUGUGAAUCAGAUGAAUCAGCGUCUGCAGACAGGCUUUACUGAAUCAGAAGUAAUGAGAAUAUUUUGCGAUACCUGUGAAGCUGUCGCCAGGUUGCAUCAGUGCAAAACUCCUGUAGUUCAUCGGGAUCUAAAGGUGGAGAACAUAUUGUUAAACGAUAGCGGAAACUACGUUCUCUGUGAUUUCGGCAGUGCCACUAACAAAUUUCUAAAUCCUCAAAAAGAUGGUGUUAAUUUGGUUGAGGAAGAAAUUAAGAAGUAUACAACGCUGUCAUACAGAGCUCCUGAAAUGAUAAACCUGUAUGGAGGGAAACCAAUUACUACCAAGGCAGAUAUCUGGGCACUUGGUUGCUUGCUGUAUAAACUUUGUUUCUUUUCGCUUCCCUUUGGAGAGAGUCAAGUUGCUAUUUGUGACGGAAGUUUUACCAUUCCGGACAAUUCCCGAUAUACUCAUAAUAUGCAUUGUUUGAUAAGAUACAUGCUUGAACCAGAUCAAGAACAGCGACCUGAUAUCUUUCAGGUAUCUUACUUUGCCUUUAAACUUGCCAAAAAGGAUUGUCCAGUGUCCAAUAUUAAUAAUUCUUCUCUCCCUUCAACUCUUCCUGAACCCAUGACAGCUAGUGAGGCAGCUGCUAGAAAAAGCCAAAUAAAAGCAAGAAUAACGGACAACGUUGGACCAACAGAAACCUCAAUUGCACCACGACAAAGACCAAAGGCCAAUUCAAGCACUGCCGCUUCUAGUGUGCUGACGAUCCAGAGUUCAGCAACACCAGUCAAAGUACAAGUUCCUGGUGAAUUUGGUAAUCGUGGGCAAAAAGGAACCACGAGACCUGGAAAUGGACAAGAAAUUUUAUUGCCCCAAGGGACCAAUCCGCACCAUUCACAGCAGAACAGAGUUCUUCAGCAGCUGCAGCAGGGGGACUGGAGACUACAGCAGUUGCACCAUUUACAUCACCAGCAACAGCAGCCAGCAAUUCAGGAUGCUUAUUUGCAGCAGUAUCAACAAGCAAUGCACCAGCAGAUGGUCCAACAGCAGCUGUUGAUGCAAUCUGUGUACCAGCAGCAACCUUCCCAGGCUCAGUAUCCUGCUAUGGUGCAGCAAUAUCACCAGGCUCUCAUACAGCAGCAGAUGCUUGCUCAGCAGCAGCAGUCACAACAGCCACACUCUCCUGAAUAUAUCGCUUCUCCACAAGAUUUCUCGCCAGCCUUAAUCUCCUACCCUGCAUCGCUUCCAUUGCACGCUGGAACAGUGGUGGAUUCUCCUUAUACUGCAAGCAGGUCAGGUGUUCCUGAUGCUGAGGCCAUUUCCAGUUACCCGAAGCAGAGCACCAAUAACCCACCUGAUAUGUCAGGCUGGAAUCCAUUUGGAGAGGACAAUUUCUCCAAGUUGACAGAGGAGGAGCUGCUGGACAGAGAAUUUGACCUGCUGAGAUCAAACAGGCUGAUGGACAGGAGAGCAUCUUUGGAUAAGAAUGUGGAGCUGCAUUCUGCUCCACAGAGCAAUCCUCCGGAAGAUCCCUUUGGUUCUGUUCCUUUCAUUUCUCACCCAGGUUCCCCUGGAAAACAAAUGGAUAACUUGGCCAUCAGUCAAGAAAAUAACUUAGGGACCCCUAACAAGGCUGGAAAACUGAGCCAUGCUUUUAGAGAUCCACGGCCAGGGAGGAAAACCGUGGAGGGACAAGUGACGAAAGGUGGCGAUGAGUCAGAGAGCGAUUUUGAAUCUGACCCUCCUUCUCCGAAGAGCAGUGAAGAAGAAGAGCAGGAGGAUGAGGAAGUCUUGCAAGGUGAGAAUGGAGACUUCAAUGAUGACAAUGACACAGAGCCAGAGAACUUAGGCCACCGGCCUCUCCUCAUGGACUCUGAGGAAGAGGUGGAAGAGGAGGAGGAAGAGAAGCAAAGUUCUGACUCUGACUCGGAUCGUGCCAAGCGAAAAUCUGUGGAAGGGCUCCCUAGCAGUAGAUUUAGAGAGGGCAAUGGCAGCAGUGAAAUCAAAGAACCCAGUUUAAUGCUCGCUUCCCUGUCUGAAGCGCCAAGUACUGUAAUCAAGGCGAGCUCUGGCCAAGAAUUUGAUGUGUUUGGGGCUGUGCCCUUUUUUUCUCUUCAGCCUCAGCCACAAGCAAGAGAGAAGAGUGACAAAGAUGUCUCUUCUCAGACUGCCUUUCCUGGCCUGAACCAAGAGCAGGAUGACUUUGACGUUUUCACAAAAGCCCCGUUCAGUAAAAAGGUGGCUCAGCAAGAUGGCCAAGUGGUAGGAGCUGAGACUCAAAUCUCCCCCGCCUCUCCACGGGGCGUAGAUAUUUUCGGCUGCACCCCAUUUCAGCCUCCCCUUCUCCCAAAGACCGGUGGGACUAAGGAGGACCUGUUUGGGCUCAUCCCUUUUGAAGAGAUCACAGGGAGUCAGCAACAGCAAAAGGUGAAACAGCAGCGUAACCUGCAGAAGCUUUCCUCCCGCCAAAGGCGCAUGAAACAGGACGCGUCUAAGAGCAACGGCAAGCGUCACCAUGGCACCCCGACCACCACAAAGAAGGCUUUGAAACCAAGCUACCGCACGCCUGAGAGAGCCCGCAGGCACAAGAAAGCAGGCCGCAGGGACUCGCAGAGUAGCAAUGAGUUCCUGACUAUUUCGGACUCCAAAGAGAACAUCAGCGUGUCGCUGACUGACAGCAAAGAUCGAACCAACCCUCUGCAGACAGAUGAGAGUCUGCUGGAUCCUUUUGGAGCCAAACCUUUCCACCCACCAGACUUGAUGCGACAUCCCCAGCAUCAAGGAUUUGGUGACAACCGCGGGGAUCAUGGUACAGUAGUAGUGGCUGGUAGACCUAGGCAGAGCUCCUUCCAUGGGGCCAUUCACAGUGCUGAUGGGCUAAAAACAGAUGACUUUGGUGCAGUACCCUUCACAGAACUGGUUGUGCAGAGUGCCCAGACCCAGCAGCAACAGGCAUUAGAGUUAGAUCCCUUUGGAGCAGCUCCAUUUCCUUCUAAGCAGUAGAUGCUUCCAGUGGGGUUCCCCUCCCCCCCACCCAUCUCUCCAGUUUACCUAGCAGAGGUUUUAACUAGUUAAAUAAUUUAUCUGGUUGAGUUGACAGGGAACUGGGUUGUACAGUUUACUCAAGUUACAGAGGGCAUGGCCAGCUUGCACUGCGAAAUACGGAAUAGUGACUUUUUUUUGUUGUUGUUGAUCAGGAAAAAACCAGAAAGACAGCAUCAUUUUGAUAGGACAGGCAGUUCCUGGGAUGUAAGAGAAAUCAGAUAUGAGUCAUUGUCUGUCACUGACUUUGUGGCCCUGGAGCAUUUUGUCAUUCUGCACUUCUGCGUUGUCCUCUCAGUCCUAUGCAACGUGCUGAGAUGGAGGGAGGGGGAUAGGCAGAAGUUGCCUGAAAAAGUUUUUUCACCCAUGCGAGUGGGCUAAAGGAAUUGCGAUGGGUUCUUUGUGUCUCAAUUGCAAUAGACCUAAGAACCCGAAUGUACUAAUAUCCAGAUUAAUCUGCUGGAAAUAGCUGAGUCUUCGCUUCCUAGAUGAAAGCUGUCUUUAUUAAUCAUAAAAUAAAGAAGCCAAGUCCUCCAAAGGGACAGUGGCUCAGGCUAUCCAGAGUACGGCUAUGGCCUAGGACGUGGUAGACAUCUAUGCAGCUGCAGAGAUGAAAGGCGGAUUGAUUUUUUGUGUGCCUAAAUGUUCAAUUUUAUUAUGAUUUUUUUUUUCACAAUAAGUGCCAUUAAUGUCAAAUAGCAAACUGGAAGUCUAGAGUUAAAACUAAAGAUGCAGAGAAUAUAAUGGUUCAUGAGAUGAAAAGCAUGCAUGUAGGAAAGGAAACCAGCAGGGGUACAGCCAGAGUUUGCAGCACUUAAAAAAAACUACUCAGUACGCUGGGGAAGAGAGGCUGGUUUCUGUGAAUAAGACAUCUGGCACAGAUGGAGUGUUUCCGAUUACUUGUACAGUUGACUGUGAAAUGCACCCGUGAGUUUUGUUUGAUUAUGAAUUGGGGUUUGUGUCUGAAAAUAACUUUUCUUUUCCUCUUGGAUUUUUAUUGCAAAGAAAAUGUGUGUUCUUUCAAAACUUGCUGUUUUCUAAAACAAUAAUAAUUUUGUGAAAUGAUUGUAACCUAAAGUCCUUUUAAUUUUAAGUUCUGAUGAAUCUAUUAUUGUACGUAAGUCUGUUUUAUAAGAAAGUUUUGCUAAAUGCACUGAGCUUUGAAGAAACUUCCCUCUGAAAACGGAUCUGUUUCAGAACAGAAGCGGUAAGCAGUAGGUGGCUUGCAGAUGCUGAUUGCUCCUGUACCAUUAAACUGCGAUUCACACCGCGAAGCCUUACAGGCAGGACUCUUCUCCUGCUGCAAAGUACCUCCGAGACAUUAGGUGUGUGAGACACGGCUAAAAACUUGGGAGUGUGCAGUGCCAGUAGAUAGAUGAUGGGAAAAUGAUGUAAUGAGACUUGCUGAAACAAGAUUUAGUUACUCGGUUAUAAAAGCACGCGCUACCUAUCGGUGGGCCGGCUUCUCCCUUGCCUCGCAACUCGGGUCAAGCCAUUUAUACCUACCGUAGAGUGAGCGUGAGUCACAACAGUCCAAUUGGUCUACAUUUUUUCAAUGGCAAUCCUGUGGAGGAGGUGGAAGGAACUAGUUCCUCUGCUUAUCCCACCUUGAUACCCUGCUCUCCUGAAUGCUGAUGAACGGAUAAGUGAAAGUUUAUAUAUGGAGACAGUAAGUGUCUGUGGUUUAUCCCUUUCUCCUUCCCACCUUCUUCCUUAGGUAAAGUGUAAUUUUUAGGGUUUCCAAGUCUACAUUAAAAAAAUGCUUACCUGGCUACACAGUCACCCAGAGAUGUGCUGGGGGUAGGGGAGGUGGAUUCCUUAAAUAUUUACAGAAACACAUGUUAAAUGUGUUUUUAAAAAAAAAAAAAAAAAAACUUUCUCCUUUGGUGGUUUUAUCCCGUUGGUUUGAAACAAUGCUGCCUCAGAUACAUUUUGAGUUUCUUUCUCCUAAUCCUAGAUUCUGAAAGUAGCACAUACAUACAUAGCUGUGCACCCUCAUUACCUUUAUAUAUAUAUAUAUAUGUUUUUUUUCUUUUGUUUGGACAAGGUGAAAUUGAAAUACUAGCGCUCUACUUGGUUAAGUUUGCCUUUAUCAGGGUUAGAAGUUAAGCUUUUGAGAGUAUGUGAGUAGAAAUAUUUCAACUCUAUUUGCACAUGAGUUUCUUAGGCUUUAUUACUACUGUUCUCACCUGGUUUUUGUGCCAAAGGCUGUAAGAAGUGCACGCCAAGUUUGUAGCAUUUUCUGAUACUCAGGUUAACUGUGAUUUAUAUUUUUCUAUGUGUGCUUAUUAGCUGCCUUCAUACAGUUUCCUUCUGAAAUUUUACUGACCUGCCUAAUGAGUUGUUGGAACAGAAUAUUGUGGAAAAGUGGGGCACUUGAGUGGAAACAAAACGAGACUAAAACAGCCAUUGUCCCAGCCUCUUAAAGGUGGCUGGCAGACCUUCGCUGAAGCCAUGCAGCCGUUCCUUUCCCUGGAGCAGAAGGGACUAAAGGGUUUGUGCAGCCAUUUAGUGUGGGAGGUGUGGGUUUAACAGCAUGUACGGGGAGUGGGUCUCGACUCUGCUGCGUGAAAGGAGAGGAGGUUUGCUGUUUGACCCUGAGGUAAGGCUGUGCAUCAACAGUGGUUUAGGACUAAGACUUACCCUGGUCCUAAAUAUUCAGGUAAAUUAAGAAUAGAAGGAAUGACAUCAUUGUCAUUGCAU